Molecule: messenger RNA, 1920 nt
Organism: Boeremia exigua
Lineage: Eukaryota; Fungi; Ascomycota; Dothideomycetes; Pleosporales; Didymellaceae
Product: GLUT4 regulating protein TUG-domain-containing protein
Exons: 2
Coding region: 212-1810 (532 amino acids)
Molecular function (GO): protein binding
Source: RefSeq, a predicted model, not a curated record
CGUCUAUGGCAGGGCCCGGCAAUCUGUACUUCAACUUUGCCGAAGCCAAGCUCAUCCACGCCGUCAACCUGGUGCUCGUUAUCAACCGCUGCGUCGCUACCAGCAGAGCUUACAGACCGGACUGCUGGCACUCGCACGCCGCCCUGCUUGCCAACGUGCCUGUCGGUGUUCUUGCUUCCUUCGCGCUGUAUAGACUGUUCCGCCCGGCAUAAUGUCGCACGUAGUCGUGACCAACUCGUUCGCAAAGACGUUCAAGAUCCCCACAACGCCCACCAAGUACUUGACUGAGGUGCGCGACGAGGCGUGUCAGAAGUUUGGCGUCAGCAAGGACCAGUUCACACUCAAAUACAACAACAAGCCCAUCUCGCUGUCCCAGCAAAUACGACUCGCAAACCUCCCGCAAGGCGCUCGCCUCGAGCUUGUACAAGCUUCAAGAUCGCCCACCGUAGUAUCCGUCGCCCUCCAGCUCCCCAAGUCUCGCCUCACACAGAAGUUCGCCAACAACACAUCGCUAUGGGAGAUCCUCCGAUACUUCGAGAGCGGCGAUGGAGCAAACUACAACUUCACACAACGCGCCGUCCCUGAGAUGAGCGGCGCCUCAGGCUCUGGGAGGCUGUGCUACGAGAUGCCAGUUAUCACAGUCAUGCCUAGCCACAAGGAACAGUCAUCAUUUGUAGGGUUACAACAGACGCUGAGCCAGCUUGGGUUCGAUAGCGGGUCAGCGCUGCUCAAGCUCUCAUUCAAGAACUCAGGGACACCCCUGGAAGAGGCUAUGGCCCAGAUUACGCAGUACUUCAAGGUAGGCGAGCCAGCUGCGAGCACAGCACCCGGCGCCCAUGCUGCGGAACCUGCUCAGCAAAAGUCGGCGCCCGAUCCAGAUACUGCAGCCCCGGAGGCAACGACAACAGUGGCCGGACAGACGAUCAAGAGUGACGAGCCUGAGCCUGAGCUCAUGGAUGUAGACACACCACUCACAACAGAAUCCGUUGCUGAGCCAGUUGUGUCAGAGCAGAACAAUGCGUCUGUAGAUGACAUCAACACUUCCCCAGCAGCAGCGUUAGCAGCAGCGACAUCGACCGCAACAUCAGAGCCACCACAAGCUCCAAUCGAAGCUGAAGCAUCCCCGCAACCUCGCAACGUCCAAGUCUUCUCUGCAUCCUCCUCCUCCACCCCUCAGGCAGCCCGCAACACCUUCAACGAGAGCGACUACCAACCGACGGUCGAGCACGCCAAGAUCCACCAAGCCCAACUCUCGAAUCGCACGCGCAACCAACGCCUGCUCUCAGACAAAGAACUCGAGGCUCAAGAAUCAGAGCGCCAGGCCAAGCUCACCGCCGCAACAAACAAACCCCACUCCCUGCGCAUCCGCCUCCCCGACGGCUCCCUCGUGCAAAUGAACCUCACAAAGCAAGACACAGCGUCCGAUCUCUACGCCUUCGUCACCACCCUCCUCGAGCAUAAAAAAGAGCCUUUCGACCUCAAAUACACAGGCCCCACCGGCCGUCUCGUGCCCAUCCCGCCCUCGCCCAAGCGCCUCAUCCAGGACCUGCGCUUCUCGACGAACGAGCUGAUUACGUUUCAGUGGGGCGAGGCAGCGAGCGCGGCGGUGCGCAGCUCGCGGAGCGCGCUGGCGAGCGAGUGGCAGGCCAAGGCGCAGACGCUGAAGGUCGAGGAGCCGGUUGUCAAGGAGCCGGCGGUGGAGACCAAGGGCCAGACGGUUGCGCAGGGGAAGCGGAAGGUGCUGAGUGGUGAGGAGAAGGAGAGUAAGCUGAAGAAUAUUCUGGGGAAGGGGUUGUUCAAGAGGAAGUAGGACUCGUCAUAACGGUGAGCGGGGUUGGCAGUAGCUUUGUGAAAGCGAAUGGCGAGCAAUUCAUGACAGUGGCAGAUUGUGGCAACUGGUGAACGUGUGUAGACAAGUGG